AUGGCCGCGCUCUGUGUUCCGCCGCUGAUGCUACUGGCGCUGCUCCAUCUGUCGGUGCCGUCCUUUGGGCUCUCGUUCACCUACCACGAACUGGGCGAGGUGAACGCUUACCUCACCCGGCUGGCUUCGGAGAACCGCGAACUCGUCACCCUGCAGCUUCUCGGCAAGACCUGGAAAGGACGACACAUCUGGCAGGUGAUGCUGAGCAGGCGCCCUAAAGAAGACGCUCUAGUUCCUCACGUGCACCUCGUCGCCAAUAUCUACGGGAACGACCCUGUGACCCGUGAGGUGGCGCUGCAACUGGUGGACUACGUGGUGGAAAACAAGCAGAAGGACCAAGACGUUGCCUGGCUCCUCGACAACGCCAGGCUGUCGGUGGUGCCUUCGGUGAACGUCGACGGAUCGGACGCGUCCAUCCCCGGAGAAUGCAUCGGCAUGGUUGGCGAGUACGCACCUAUACCGCUUUGUCCAGUAUUCCCUGCCACCAACACCAACGGCGUGGCCAUCAACAAGAACUUCCCCGGUGCUUUCGACCGGGGACGCGGCAACGGACGGACCUUGGAGCCUGAGAGUGCCGCCGUGCUCCGCCUGGAGCGCGCCUGCCCCGCCGUGCUUUCCGUGCUGCUCUUCGGAGGCCUGCUCGGGGUGCUCUACCCUUACGACGACGUCCCGGGUCCCGGUAGGCAUCUGCCGGACGCGCCGUCGUAA
This is a messenger RNA of Ixodes scapularis (black-legged tick), 708 nucleotides long. Its product is annotated as carboxypeptidase M-like. Gene Ontology annotation, molecular function: zinc ion binding; metallocarboxypeptidase activity. The record is from RefSeq and is a predicted model, not a curated record. Bases 1 to 708 code for a protein of 235 amino acids. Gene Ontology annotation, biological process: proteolysis. NCBI's taxonomy places the organism in Eukaryota, Metazoa, Arthropoda, Arachnida, Ixodida, Ixodidae. The transcript has 4 exons.